GCUGGGGGUGGGUGGAUUGACAAGGAUAGAUUGCCCAGAGGGGGACAGAGAGAAAGAGACCGGUAGGCCAAAAGUGCCCGACGGUGACAGAGAGAAAUAGACGAGUAGAACCCAGAUGAAGGCUCCGAGAACGCGGAGAGAUUAAAUGUAAAAAUCGUCGCGGUCCAGGGGUGGAGAUGUGUUGAAAGUGGUGUUUCUUUGUGUGUAUAUAUAUGGUGCAGUGCGGUGCUGGUGCUCAGAGAGAGAGAGAGAGAGAGAGAGAGUAUGGCGUGGUCGGAUUUCGCGUGCACCUCGCCGUGACGUGGAAAGUCGGCACUGAAAAGCGUUGGGCGCUAAACUGAGGAAUGGAGGGAACGUGGCAGUGGGAGCAGCGAAAGCACUGCCAUAUCAUUCUGCUCAACCCUUUGUCGUACGUAAAGGAGAACCCGGAACAGACUGCAGAUGAACGAAAGCGGUUACAAGGUAGUGCCUGCAAGGAAGAAGACACCCUGAAGAAGAGGAGUCGCGUGCCGGGUCUGUAGCGCUCGGUAAAAAACGAAAGGGCCCCCCGAGCAUCAUCGAGAACGGAAAGGGGUCGUCAUGGGCCCGGCACACCAAAUCGUAGCCCACUGAGCGAUGCAAGUAGUUAGGGCCGGGGCCCUGCUAGUGAGCAUGUGGCUCACUAGAGAAUGAAGAAACAAAACGUCCGGACCCUAUCGUUGAUCGUCUUCACGUUCACCUACCUCCUCGUCGGCGCUGCAAUCUUCGACGUUCUCGAGUCCGAGACGGAGAAACGACGCAAGGAAGCAUUGGACGCCAUUGAAAAGAUGGUUAUACGCAAAUACAAUAUAAGCGAGGACGACUUCAAGAUCAUGGAAACAGUGGUGCUGAAGACGGAACCUCACAAAGCCGGUCAACAGUGGAAAUUCGCCGGAGCGUUUUAUUAUGCGACUACGGUCCUCACGACCAUUGGUUACGGACAUUCGACGCCGAACACCAUAAGCGGUAAGCUGUUCACGAUGUUCUACGCGAUCGUCGGAAUCCCGUUAGGACUCGUAAUGUUCCAGAGCAUAGGAGAGCGUCUGAAUAAAUUCUCGUCCGUCGUAAUACGGAACGUAAAGCAGCUUCUUAACUGUAAGGAUGUGCAGGCCUCAGAAAUAAAUCUUAUCUGCGUGGUGACGACCUUAUCUUGCUUAACAAUUGCGGGAGGUGCCGCAGCGUUCUCUAGGUACGAAGGGUGGUCGUAUUUCGAUUCCAUCUACUAUUGUUUCAUCACCCUGACGACGAUUGGCUUCGGCGACAUGGUCGCGCUGCAAAAGGAUAACGCGCUGGACAAUAAACCCGAGUACGUCAUGUUCGCCCUGAUAUUCAUUCUGUUCGGCUUGGCCAUCGUCGCCGCCUCCCUUAAUUUAUUGGUGCUGAGAUUUGUCACCAUGAACACGGAGGACGAAAGGCGAGACGAGGCUGAAGCUCUACAGGCUGCGCAAGGAGCCGUGCGCCUGGAGGGCGACGUAAUAACGGCGAACGGCUCGAUACUGUCGGGCCAAGUAGGCAACCACGGUGACACGAUAUCGUUGGACGACGACACGUCGGUCUGCAGCUGCCGCUGCAGCGGAUUCCAGAAGAAACGACGGAGACCGCGGUUCACGGUCCGUCGCUCGCCCGGUAAGAUCUCGCACCUGCUGCCGAUGCAGCAGCUGCCGACGUUGAAUAUGCGCAGUGAGCUGCACCCGCCGCCGCUGACGCCGUUGCUGCAACUGCCGCCGUUGUACCAGCAUCGUGCCAGCAUCUGACGAUCGUCUACCAUCGUUACGAUGCCGCAAUGUGAACUGCCGCGACGGGUGUCCGUCUAAGGCGCUUUUUUUUUUGAAGCACACACACACAUACGAAAAAAAUUGAAUAAAAGUAAAAAAUAAAAAUGGACAGAGAGAGAGAGAGAGAGAGAGAGAGAGAGAGAGAGAGAGAGAGAGAAAGAGAGAGAAAGGAAGCUCUUUUGCUGGCGACCACUUCAACGAAUUUAACCCUCGAAAUCGCUCUCCACCGCCUCUCUCCACGACCGCGAUCAACCGUUCUCUAGAGCGCGAAACCUCCACCGGAAACCCCUCUAAACCCGGAGGAAUUCCCAUGCGCGAAUACCGUCGAGAACAUUAUCGCCAAUUACGCUUUCUCGCGAGUCGAGUGGCCAGUCUGGUACUUUGUAAUCAAAUUUUUUUUUUUUUUUUUUUUUUUUUUUUAAUGAGGUGGGAGCGGUCGAUGUUGGAAUUAGUUUGUGUUUAACUCGAGUAACUGCGCGACCACUGCUGUUGGAAUAUUGCUGUUCGAAUAUCAGUUUUUAAAUAUUCCUCUUCGAAUAUCGUUUUCUGAAUAUUAUUAUUAAAUAAUAGAAAUUGAAUGACGAAAUUCUUUUUCCAUCAAAAUUAGGAAAAUGCUUUUAAAAAAAUAUAGACAUUCGGUUUAAAGUCAAACAAUAAAAUUCAAUAUUUUUAUUUGAACUUACCAG
Messenger RNA from Hylaeus anthracinus, 2479 nucleotides. RefSeq names its product two pore potassium channel protein sup-9 (gene Task6). The record is from RefSeq and is a predicted model, not a curated record. NCBI's taxonomy places the organism in Eukaryota, Metazoa, Arthropoda, Insecta, Hymenoptera, Colletidae. Gene Ontology annotation, biological process: stabilization of membrane potential; potassium ion transmembrane transport. The coding region runs from base 669 to 1772 and encodes 367 amino acids. The transcript has 7 exons. Gene Ontology annotation, cellular component: membrane. Gene Ontology annotation, molecular function: potassium ion leak channel activity.